Tarenaya hassleriana is the source of this 453-nucleotide messenger RNA. RefSeq lists its product as uncharacterized. The record is from RefSeq and is a predicted model, not a curated record. Lineage: Eukaryota; Viridiplantae; Streptophyta; Magnoliopsida; Brassicales; Cleomaceae. The transcript has 2 exons. Bases 11 to 436 code for a protein of 141 amino acids.
CCAGCUUCCGAUGUUUUUUGUGUUGCAGACAUUGGUUAAAGUCCGAGAAACCACCGAGGGUUGUCUUACAAAACUUGAAAGACAUUCGCGAAAACCCUCCAUCGCUAAAUGUUCUUGUGGCUACAGAAGUGUUUCAUGGAACAUAAGCAUCGAAACACCUCAGGUUGAAGUAAUAGAUGAUCCGGGUUUACCAGGACCGGACCUGCAAAUUCGGACACAUGUGAUGGAUGCCACAACUCAAAUCCAGACAGAGAGGAGCCAGUUGCUGGAUACAGAGUAUAGGAACAAGAUUCUUGAUGAUUUGCAUGAGGUAUUGUUGAAUUUCCUUCCUUGUAGUUGUUUUUGCUAUGGAUGGCUUGAUCCCGGUGAUAACUCCUUUUGUCGGGUGUCAGAUCAAAGCAUUUUUGAACCAGCGACUGGUAGAACUGAGCAAUGAAGAUACUAAGCAGUUGC